AUGGUAAAACUCGCCGUCGUUGCCGCCAUUGCCGCCACCACGGUCACCGCCAAAAUUGCCUCCAGCGUCCACCGCCUCUUGGAGGUCGCCGAUUCCGUCGACGUCGUGGUCGAGUUCAAGGACGGCAACACCCGCGCCCUUCGUAGCGCCAAGUUGGAACUCAACUCGAUCCAGGAACGCGGCCCCCGCAUCGCCCACCUGCGCUCGCUCUUGGUCAAGACGAUGGAAUCAUCGCAGAAAGAGGCGCUCGAGGUCUUGGCGUCGCAGCCCGAGGCGUUCUCAGUGCGAACCAAGCAGUUCCACAUCAGCAACACGCUCUUUCUCUACGGCGCCAACCGCAACGUGUUGGACAAACUCGCCAAGCUUGACACGGUGGCUGUUAUCCGGUCUCCAGUUGCCGCGCACUUGCCCGUGUCCGAGACCGAUGACGUGGUUGUGGACUUGCCCGUCGUCUUGGACAACACGACUGAGGCGACCGUGCAGGCCAUCGAGUGGGGCGUCAACCGCAUCGGCGCGCCGACCGUGUGGGCGUCCGGCAACCGCGGCCAAGGUGUCGUCGUUGGCUUUUUAGACACCGGGGUCGUCGCGACCCAUGAAGCUCUCAAGGGCAACUACCGAUCCACGCACGGUUGGUUCGACCCCAUCCACAAGUCGGCCACCCCGUUCGACAGUACCGGCCACGGCACGCACGUCCUCGGAACGGCAGUUGGUGCGAACGGGAUCGGGGUCGCGCCGGACGCCCAAUGGAUCGCUUGCCGCGGGUGUAAUACGGAUGCGUGUCCCGAGGAUGCAAAGACGGCGUGCGCGCAGUUCUUACUCUGCCCCACGGACGCCGAUGGCUCCAACCCCAAGUGCGAGUUGGCGCCCCAUGUGAUCAACAACAGUUGGGGUGACGUCACGAGAUCAAACUCUUACCAAGCCAGCGUGAAUGCGUGGCGCGCCGCUGGCAUCAUCCCGGUCUUUGCCAUCGGGAACUUUGGACCCAAUUGUGGGACAGUCACCUCGCCUGGCGACUUCAAGAACGUGAUCGGGGUCGGGGCCGUCGGGUGGGACGACAAACUGACGACGGCUAGCAGUCGCGGGGCGAGUCAAGAUGGCACGCGCAAGCCCGACGUGACGGCUCCUGGCCUUAAUGUCCGGUCCACGUGGCACGUAGGUAACCCGGCGUACAAGACCAUCUCGGGCACGUCUACGGCAGCUCCUCACGUCACGGGGACCAUCGCGCUCUACUUGAGCAAACACAAGGGCGCGACGUACGACGAUGUGUACAGCGCCAUCACCUACAUGUCCGUCGAUACGAGUGGGUUGACGCCCGAGAGGAAAAACUGCGGAGGCCUCUUGGACACUGGGUACCCUAACAACAGCUACGGCUGGGGUCGCAUCAACGCAGCGCGAGCGCUUGGUGUCGCCAACAACAGCCCGUCCAACCACUCGUAG
Molecule: messenger RNA, 1437 nt
Organism: Aphanomyces invadans
Lineage: Eukaryota; Oomycota; Saprolegniomycetes; Saprolegniales; Verrucalvaceae
Exons: 1
Coding region: 1-1437 (478 amino acids)
Biological process (GO): proteolysis
Molecular function (GO): serine-type endopeptidase activity
Source: RefSeq, a predicted model, not a curated record